This is a messenger RNA of Arxiozyma heterogenica, 1824 nucleotides long. It is a transcript of the gene PTR2, whose product is annotated as Ptr2p. The coding region runs from base 1 to 1824 and encodes 607 amino acids. Gene Ontology annotation, biological process: oligopeptide transport; transmembrane transport. The record is from RefSeq and is a predicted model, not a curated record. Lineage: Eukaryota; Fungi; Ascomycota; Saccharomycetes; Saccharomycetales; Saccharomycetaceae. Gene Ontology annotation, molecular function: tripeptide transmembrane transporter activity. The transcript has a single exon. Gene Ontology annotation, cellular component: fungal-type vacuole; plasma membrane.
AUGGUUACACAGGUCUCAUCUGAUUCCUAUUUAGGGGAAAAAGAUAAAUUUAGAACAGUCGUUCUCGAAGGUGAAGAGUCCAUCUCUUUAAAUAGAAAAAAUUCAAUUAAAAAAGACGAUAUCGGUGAUAACAGUGACGACACUAUUCACUUUAUUAAUGAUGAUGAAUAUAACGAGCAUGAAAUAAGUAGAACAUAUGAAGAUGAUGACGGCUUGGAUGAGGAAGGUUAUGAAGAACCUACUGAGGAGGAAUUGAAGACUCUUAGACACGUUCCAGGUAAAAUCCCUAUAAGAUGUUAUUUAAUUGCCAUUGUUGAAUUGGCCGAAAGAUUCUCUUACUAUGGUUUAUCCACCCCUUUCCAAAACUAUAUGGCUAACGGUCCGAACGACACUCCAAAGGGUCUUUUGCAAUUAAAUAGUACUGGUGCUAACGGUCUUUCUUAUUUCUUCCAGUUCUGGUGUUAUGUGACCCCAAUUUUAGGUGGUUACCUAUCAGAUACCUUCUGGGGUAAAUACAAUACUAUCUCCGCAGGUACUGGUAUAUAUCUUGUCGGUAUGUUUAUCUUGUUCAUGACCUCAAUCCCAUCCAUUACUGAUAGAGACAAAGCCCUUGGUGGUUUCAUCGCUGCCAUCAUUUUGAUCGGUUUGGCUACCGGUAUGAUUAAAGCCAACUUGUCUGUUUUAAUCGCUGAUCAAAUACCAAAGAGAAAACCAAGAGUAAAGACUUUAAAGAGUGGUGAAAGAGUUAUUGAGGACUCAAACAUCACUUUGCAAAACGUUUUCAUGGUCUUCUAUUUAAUGAUUAACAUCGGUUCUCUUUCUGUCAUUGCUACUUCUGAGUUGGAAUUACACAUCGGUUUCUGGGCUGCUUAUCUAUUGCCAUUCUGUUUCUUCUGGUUAGGUGUCAUCGUCUUGGUUUUAGGUAGAAAUCAAUAUAUUAAACGCCCUAUCGGUGAUAAAGUUAUCGAAAAGAGUUUUAAAGUCGUAUGGAUCCUAAUGAAAAAUAGAUUCAAUUUCGAUAAAGCUAAACCAACCAUGAACCCAGAAAAGAAUUAUCCAUGGACUGACAAAUUUGUUGACGAAAUUAAAAGAGCUUUGGCUGCUUGUAAAGUUUUUCUAUUCUAUCCAAUCUAUUGGACUUGUUACGGUCAAAUGAUCAGUUCCUUUAUCACUCAAGGUAGUAUGAUGGAAUUGCACGGUUUACCAAAUGAUUUCUUCCAAUGUAUCGACUCUAUUGCAUUGAUUGUUUUCAUUCCAAUCGUGGAAAGAUUCUUAUAUCCAACAAUUAGAAGAUGGACUCCAUUCAGACCAAUCACCAAGAUUUUCUGGGGGUUCGUUUUUUGUUCAUUAUCUAUGGUGUGGUCUGCCGUCUUACAAUCCUUUAUCUAUAGAGCUGCUCCAAAUUACAACCACCCAUUAGAAUCUGGUUCACCAAACCAUGUCCAUGUGGCAUGGCAAGUCCCUGCUUACGUUUUAAUUGCGCUUAGUGAAAUUUUUGCAUCUAUCACCGGUUUGGAAUAUGCCUACUCUAAGGCUCCGGCUACUAUGAAAUCCUUUAUCAUGUCUAUCUUCUUGGUUACUAAUGCCUUCGGUUCCGCUAUCGGUUGUGCUUUAUCUCCAGUCGCUAAGGAUCCAGACUAUACAUGGUUGUUCACUGGUUUAGCUGUCGCAAGUUUCAUCUCCGGUUGCUUGUUUUGGUUAUGUUUCAAAAAAUACAACAAAACAGAAGACGCUAUGAAUGCAAUGGAUUAUGAAAAGGAUGAUAUGGUGGUUGCUGAUGCCGAAGAAAACUGUUUUGACGAAGAAAAUGACAAAAAGUUAUGA